AUGGCAUGGCCAUAUUCAUCUUCAUCAUCUUCAUCCAACAAUACACCUCAAGAAAAGCACGAAGUGUUCAUUAGUUUUAGAAGUGAGGACACACGCAACACUCUCACAAGCCAUCUUAACGGUGCUUUAAAAAGAUUAGACAUAAAAACUUACAUAGACAACAAUCUUAAAAGUGGCGAUGAAAUACCGGCUUCUCUCGUUAAGGCCAUCGAAGAAGCCAAGCUUUCGGUGGUUGUUUUUUCAAAAAACUACGCGGAGUCAAAAUGGUGUUUGGAAGAACUUAUGAAAAUACUCGAAUGUAAAGAGACCAGAGGGCAAAUUGUUGUGCCGAUUUUCUAUGAUGUUGAUCCUUCUUUUGUGAGGAACCAGAGGGGAAGCUAUGCUGAAGCUUUUGCUAAGCAUGAGAGGAACUUUGAGGAAGUGAAUAAGGUGCGAGAAUGGAGGAAAGGUUUGGCAGAAGCUGCUAAUUUUUCUGGCUGGGAUUGCAAUAUCAACAGGACAGAAUUGGAAUUAGUUGAAGAAAUUGCUAUGGAUGUUCUAGCAAAGGUGGAUCGAGUUUAUGUUCGUGAUCUAGAUCAUGAGAUUGAUAAGUUAGAGAAACUUGCGAAGCUCCAAUACGAAUUCUAUCAGAGCAUUAUUAGUCUUGAUAAUCUGAACAAGUAUCAUUCAACUCUUCGACGUAUUACAGAAAUUAAAAUGGAGAAAAAUCUUCGUUUGCUUCGAUUGACACCUGAUUUGCUUUCACAUUUAGAGGGCUUUUCAAACAACAAUAGUAGGUCACCAUUUUAA
Molecule: messenger RNA, 789 nt
Organism: Vicia faba (fava bean)
Lineage: Eukaryota; Viridiplantae; Streptophyta; Magnoliopsida; Fabales; Fabaceae
Source: the annotation of a GenBank genome assembly